Condylura cristata (star-nosed mole) is the source of this 6958-nucleotide messenger RNA. It is a transcript of the gene SIN3B, whose product is annotated as SIN3 transcription regulator family member B. The transcript is spliced from 19 exons. Gene Ontology annotation, molecular function: transcription corepressor activity. Lineage: Eukaryota; Metazoa; Chordata; Mammalia; Eulipotyphla; Talpidae. Gene Ontology annotation, biological process: negative regulation of transcription by RNA polymerase II. Gene Ontology annotation, cellular component: chromatin. Bases 28 to 3384 code for a protein of 1118 amino acids. The record is from RefSeq and is a predicted model, not a curated record.
GGGGCGGGCCGCGGCUCCGAUUCCAACAUGGCGCACGCUGGCGGCGGCGGCCCCGGGGGCCGGGGGCUGAGCAGCGCCCGCUGGGGUCGCUCGGGCUCCGCCGGCCACGAGAAGCUGCCCGUGCAUGUGGAGGAUGCCCUUACCUACCUGGACCAGGUGAAGAUCCGUUUUGGCAGCGACCCCGCCACCUACAACGGUUUCUUGGAGAUCAUGAAGGAGUUCAAAAGCCAGAGCAUUGACACCCCUGGAGUCAUUCGACGUGUUUCGCAGCUCUUUCAUGAGCACCCUGACCUCAUUGUUGGAUUCAACGCUUUCCUUCCCCUUGGGUACAGAAUUGACAUUCCCAAGAAUGGCAAGUUAAACAUCCAGUCACCUCUGUCAAACCAGGAGAAUUCGCACAACCACAGCGACUGUGCUGAUAGCCUCAAACAGCAGAUACCAUACAAGGAGGACAAGCCUCAGGUGCCCCUGGAGUCGGAUUCCGUGGAAUUCAACAAUGCCAUCAGCUAUGUGAACAAAAUUAAGACACGUUUUCUAGACCACCCAGAGAUCUAUAGAUCGUUUCUGGAGAUACUGCACACAUACCAGAAGGAGCAGUUAAGCACGAAGGGCCGGCCCUUCCGCGGCAUGUCUGAAGAGGAGGUGUUCACUGAGGUCGCCAACCUCUUCCGGGGUCAGGAGGACCUGCUUUCCGAGUUUGGACAGUUCUUGCCUGAAGCCAAGAGGUCUCUGUUCACAGGAAAUGGGCCAUGUGAAAUGAACAGUGUCCAAAAGAGUGAACACGAGAAGAAUCUGGAACACAGCAAAAAGCGCUCCCGGCCCUCUCUUCUGCGUCCUGUAUCUGCACCUGCCAAGAAGAAAAUGAAACUCCGUGGCACCAAAGACAUGUCCAUUGCCACUGUGGGCAAGUAUGGGACCCUGCAGGAGUUCUCCUUCUUUGACAAGGUACGCAGGGUGCUGAAGAGCCAGGAGGUCUAUGAGAACUUCCUCCGCUGCAUCGCGCUCUUCAACCGGGAGCUCGUGUCUGGCUCUGAGCUCCUGCAGCUCGUCAGCCCAUUUUUGGGGAAAUUUCCAGAACUCUUUGCACAGUUCAAGUCCUUUCUGGGGGUAAAAGAGCUGUCAUUUGCCCCACCCAUGAGUGAUAGAUCUGGUGAUGGAAUAAGCCGAGAAAUUGACUACGCAUCAUGCAAGCGCAUUGGAUCCAGCUACCGGGCACUCCCCAAAACCUACCAGCAGCCCAAGUGCAGUGGAAGGACAGCCAUUUGCAAGGAGGUGCUGAAUGACACCUGGGUCUCUUUCCCCUCCUGGUCAGAGGACUCCACUUUCGUCAGCUCCAAGAAGACACCCUACGAGGAGCAGCUGCAUCGCUGUGAGGACGAACGAUUUGAGUUAGAUGUUGUCCUGGAGACCAACCUGGCCACCAUCCGGGUGCUGGAGAGCGUGCAGAAGAAGUUGUCUCGAAUGGCACCUGAGGACCAAGAGAAGUUCCGACUGGAUGACUGUCUGGGUGGCACGUCGGAGGUUAUCCAGCGCCGUGCCAUUCACCGCAUCUAUGGGGACAAAGCCCCAGAGAUCAUCGAGAGCCUCAAGAAGAACCCUGUCACUGCUGUGCCUGUCGUCCUGAAAAGGCUGAAAGCCAAGGAGGAGGAGUGGCGGGAAGCACAGCAGGGCUUCAACAAGAUCUGGCGGGAGCAGUAUGAAAAGGCAUACCUCAAGUCCCUGGACCACCAGGCUGUGAACUUCAAGCAGAAUGACACCAAGGCCCUUCGCUCCAAAAGCUUGCUCAAUGAGAUCGAGAGUGUCUAUGACGAGCACCAGGAACAGCAUUCAGAGGGCCGCAGUGCCCCCUCCAGUGAGCCGCACCUCAUCUUCGUGUAUGAAGACAGGCAGAUCCUGGAAGAUGCAGCUGCCCUCAUCAGCUACUACGUGAAGCGGCAGCCAGCCAUCCAGAAGGAGGACCAGGGAGCCAUCCACCAGCUGCUGCAUCAGUUCCUGCCCAGCCUCUUCUUCUCACAGCAGCUGGACCUGGGUGCAUCAGAGGACUCUGCCGAUGAGGGCCGGGGCAGCCCUCAGGGGCAGAACGCAGACCUUGGUGACCGGAAGAAACCGGCGCCCGAGCAGCAGAGCAGCUCCCCGGAGGAGAAAGGAGCUCCGGGGGAGGCGCCAGCUGCCGAGCCGCCGCCACCACCACAUAAGCCGUUGGAUGAUGUCUACAGCCUCUUCUUCGCCAACAACAACUGGUACUUCUUCCUGCGCCUGCAUCAGACCCUGUGUUCCAGGCUCCUGAAAAUCUACCGCCAGGCACAGAAGCAGCUUCUGGAGUACCGUGCUGAGAAGGAGCGUGAGAAGCUGCUGUGCGAGGGCCGCCGUGAGAAGGGCAGCGAUCCCGCCAUGGAGCUGCGGCUGAAGCAGCCCAGUGAGGUGGAGCUGGAGGAAUACUACCCGGCCUUCCUGGACAUGGUGCGGAGCCUGUUGGAGGGCGGGAUUGACCCCACACAGUACGAGGACACCCUGCGAGAGAUGUUCACCAUCCACGCCUACGUGGGCUUCACCAUGGACAAGCUGGUGCAGAGCAUCGCCCGGCAGCUGCACCACCUGGUGAGUGAUGACGUCUGUCUGAAGGUGGUAGAGCUCUACGUGAACGAGAAGAAGCGGGGGGCCGCAGGUGGGAACCUGUCCUCACGCUGUGUCCGUGCUGCCAGGGAGACCAGUUACCAGUGGAAGGCUGAGCGCUGCAUGGCGGAUGAGAACUGCUUCAAGGUGAUGUUCCUCCAGCGCAAAGGGCAGGUGAUCAUGACCAUUGAACUUCUGGAUACUGAGGAAGCGCAGACAGAAGACCCCGUGGAGGUCCAGCACCUGGCUCACUAUGUGGAGCAGUAUGUGGGGGCUGAGGGUGCGUCGAGCUCUCCCACUGAGGGCUUCCUCCUGAAACCUGUGUUCCUGCAGAGGAACCUCAAGAAGUUCCGAAGGUGGCAGUGUGAGCAGGUGCGAGCCUUGCGGGGGGAGGCCAAGAGCUCCUGGAAGCGGCUGGUGGGGGUGGAGAGCGCCUGCAAUGUGGACUGCCGCUUCAAGCUCAGCUCCCACAAGAUGAUGUUCAUCGUGAACUCUGAGGACUACAUGUACCGCCGUGGGACCCUCUGCCGCGCCAAACAGGUGCAGCCCCUGGUCCUGCUGCGGCACCACCGGCACUUUGAGGAAUGGCACGGCCGCUGGCUGGAGCACAACGUGACAGUGGAGGCAGCCAGCCUGGUGCAGGACUGGCUGAUGGGUGAGGAGGAUGAAGACAUGCUGCCCUGCAAGACCCUGUGCGAGACGGCGCAUGUGCACGGCCUGCCGGUCACCCGCUAUCGUGUGCAGUACACCCGCCGCCCUGCCUCGCCCUGACACUCCACGGCACCGCCUCGAGGUUCGGCCUGCGUGUGUAUCGGCUUCUCCGUGGACAGCCCGCGGGGGGAGGAUCCCCAGCCUUGCUGCCCAGGCUGUGGCCUCCAGAGAUGGGGAGGGGCAUGCUGGCCUCCAUCCCACGCUGUCAUCCCUCAGCUUCCAGAUGUGCCAAACCUGAACCCCGCACUUGAACUCUGGGGGCUCUGUCCCUGCUGUAAGUGGUAGGGUCAGCAUGGGGCUGUGGAGCAGGGAUUGCAUUCACGCCCCUGACCGGCCCUCUACACAUGUGCCAAACCCCUAAGCAGGGCCACCGUCCUUCUGUGCAUACGGUGCCCAGAAAAGUCAGUGACAAGCCAUUCAAGGGCAUUCAUUUUGGGGGAGGGGAGACCCCAUCAUGGAAGGAGUCAACCCAGUUGUAUCUACUUGAAAAACACACCCCUCCCAAGUGGUUCUGAGAGCUUCUGGAAAUACCACCUGCAUCUGACCGUUUGGGCAUUGACUUGGCCCAGCUGACCCUGGUGGGCCACAGUCACUUUGAAGCCAGAGAACCCUUCCAUCCAGUGUCGGGAUUUUACCUCUACAUCAAGACGUGGAUCGGGCUGGGAGCACCAGAACUGUCUGGAAGAUCCCACUCUGGGAUAAAGAAAGACCAAACGUUGAUUGUGCAGUCAGACAUGGGGUUGUGAGGACAAGAUCUCCACCAGAUGUUCCCACCAAGCUCAUGGGCCCCACAUGGAGGACCCUGGCUAUUCUCUAAACAUACAUGCACACACAUAUUUAUUCCUUUUCACUCCCUUCGUGGUUGUAACUUUGCAGCAGCCAGGUCCCACAGCUUCUUGGGGUGAAAGUUGCUUUCAAGGAACUCCGCAUGCCACCCUCACAUCCAGGCCCCACAGCUGGGGCAGCCGCAGGUGUGGCAUGAGGGCUGACAGCAUCCAAGGCUGCUGUGCCGCUACCACCAACCUGCGCCAAACUGCCAGUUGGACCCCUGGCCCAUCAGAGGUGACCCCCGACUGUGAGCCUGGAACGCCCCCGUGCAGCCCUCAUCCUGAAACAGCCAGGAAGUGGAGACUGAUUUCUAGAAAUUACCUGUGGGACUUAAGGUUGAUGAAACCGUGACUCCUAGGUCUGGGCAGCUCCAGGGCCAGUCUGUCCCACCAGGGCCUCCUGCCUCGUUUCCUCGAGUGUAGUCCAGGCACUUUGGACAUUCUCGUUUUGUCAGAAGGGGAUUCUUGUGAGGAUCCCGCACCAGACCUUUGGCAGCCUGCCCCCUGGGGGUCCCCUGUCUGUGCCUCAAGUGGACUGGGUGUGAUCAGACCUCACAAAGUCCCCAUCUUUCCAGCUUACCCACCCCCACCCACCCACCCCAGCAUGCUUCUAGGGAGCGCCUCGUUUUUUGAAGAAUUUCUGUUCCAGGGCUUGUACUUCCUUUGCAGCUGUUUUGAAUGUAGUUUUCCUUUUCUAUUUAUUUGCACAUUAAACUGAAAAAGUUAAAUAUUGAUGUAAAGCUGUGAGGUACCCUCAGGCCUUUCCCUAAGGUGAUUUCUCCUGGCUGGGCUGGGGUAUCUGCAUGCCCACUAGCAAGAUGCCAAGUCCCAGCUGCAAAGCCUCGCAGCUUCCCUGCACGUGUGGGCUCCUGGUCCCAUGGGGCAUUGUUCUACCCAGAGAAUGUCUCUAGAAUAUUCAUUCCCAGCUCAGUGUUCAUUUUCAGUGAAAAUAGGAGGUGUCUCCUUGAAGUGUCAUUUCAUACAAGACCCAGUUAAAAGACUGGUGUUUGCUCUGAGCUUUAUCAACUUCUGCGUGGUCACCCACGCCAGCACAGGGUCUCCCAGCCCACAGGCCACUCUCCAAGCUCUCUGGUCUCCCUCCUGACGGGACCGCCACCUUUUCCGUCACUACCACCUGAGCUUCAGAGCCCUCCACCAGGCUCUGCCUCUCACCUGCCUUCUGGGAAAUGAAACCACUGCGUUGCUUGGGGACCUCUGAGCUGACACCCCUGAGACUCCUCAGGACUGGUGGGUACUUGCCCUCACCCAGCCAGUGUCCCUCACAGGCCUCACCCGGCAGGACCAUUUCUCUCCCAGGAGUAGGUCUCAGUGGUGCUGCAUCCCUGGCACCCCUUCCACAUGACCUUACACAGGUGUGCUACCUGCUUGGCACCACCUCCCUCCAGAGAAUCUGCUCCUUGGGCAUUUUGUGGGGCAGACUUGUGCUGUCGCAGAGUUUUGACCAGGCCUACAUCAGGGUGCACAGGGCCCCACCUUGCCCUUUGCCAGCCAGGCCUGCCUUUGUCAGCAGCACUGAGAUGGGAAGGCCAGGGUGCUCCUGGAAAGGGUGCUGGGUCCCAGGAUUGCUGGUCUUAGUGGCCACAGUGGUGUGCAGAAUUCUGAGAUGGCCAUAGAUUCCCCACAAGGGAAACCCCCAAAUAGCCCCUGCCUUUGUGGGUGCAAUAAGGUUUGAGAGGUGAGCUUGGUGGGAGGGUGUUUCUGGCCUGGGAGAUACCAGCUCAGUGUUGGUAAGGGGGCCUGCCCUUGCAGAUGAGGGCUGGCCCACAGCCUGCACCCUGGUGAGGCCCUGGGCAGAGCACCCACCCUUGGAGGACCCAGAUCCUCAGAACUCAAUUGCUAUAAGCCCUGAGUCUGUGCAUCAGACAGUAACAAAGAGCAGCCCUGGCCUAGAAAGCUGUCCUGCCGCCUCGUAGCAGGCACCAGGUGGGCUGUCCCCCUCCUGCCCCACAGGGGCUCGACCCUGUAUCCCCGAGUGUGUGACAAGAUUAGGUCUUUCUGCUCCGGACAUGGCCAGAUCAACCCUUCUGCCAUGCCUCGCUCAUCUCUUCUCCCCACCCCCACCAGCCCAAGGAGCCCUGCUGUUCCCAGUCCCUCCCCUGGCCCAGGCCUGACCACACAGGACAAAGGACCCCCAGAGUAGGGCUCCCCUGAGCAGGACGGCUAAGUCCUCUCUGGGGUCGGGAGGAGCUUCAGAGGGACUGCGUUUAGGAUAGAGGAGCCUCAGUUUCUUCAUGUAACAGCCGCCCUCUGAGUGGCCGACACAGAGGUGACAGGGGUCCUUCUGACCUAGGUGCACCCGGCCCCCAGACUGGGGGCGAUGGAGGAGGCUUGGGGGUAGGUGGUCAGGGGAGUGGAAGUGCAGAACAUGUGGAGCCAGGGCCCGAGCCACUGGCCUUGGACAUGACCUUGCCUCCUCCCUUGGAGUCACACAUCCUCUCAGGCUGGCCAGAGGAGGUAACAUUUGUGGGUGCCUCUGGCUUCAAAGUACAGUAAAGGAAACAAUUUCCACACAGGCAGCUUCCCAGGCACGCGUGGGCCAGAGGCCUUGAGGUCCUCUGACUCUUCUGCAGACUCCCAUCUUCCAGUGCAGAGUGAAGUGGGGGGAGGCAGUGUGGAAGGGUCACUCGGGAAGGGGUGUGCACCUGGAGCUCCAGGCUGGGCUGGAGGGUGAGAGAGUCAAGCCGCUUACUCAGGUUUGUUUGCCUUUUUUAUUUGUUGCUAUUUAACAAGUUUCUACAUUUUGGUAAAAUACAUAAAAAUUUACCACAUUAACCAUUGUGAGUGUC